Tuber aestivum (summer truffle) is the source of this 2446-nucleotide messenger RNA. The record is from the annotation of a GenBank genome assembly. NCBI's taxonomy places the organism in Eukaryota, Fungi, Ascomycota, Pezizomycetes, Pezizales, Tuberaceae.
AUGGUCAGGAUAUUGACCCUGUUGAGAAUUUUUGCACUCGGUGGGAUCAUCAAUGUAAGCGAUUGCUCUGUGAUUGCCCUGUUCACGUCAUGUGUUCUCACCCCUGUUAACGAUGUUGAAGCGGCCAUUCUGAACGGAAAGCUAUACAUUGAUGGGGGAGCUCAGAUAUUCUGGGACAACAAAACUCGAGAUAGGGACUCUCAAAAAGCCGGGGGCAGGCCAGUAGGAUUUAGUAUGUCCUCCCUCUCUGCCCCUCCUCGCCGUACUGCUCAUGCUGACUGGCGCUAGACAGAAACCUCAUCUCCCUAACACUGAACGAAGUAUGGAACUGGCGGAACCGCCUGCCCUUUGAGGUCCUCGAUGCGGAUCAACGAGUCCCUUCAAACAGUAAUGCCCCGCCGGCCCUUUCCCGAGGGGCGCUCUGGCCAUAUCAGAACUCCCUAUACCUCUACGGUGGGUCAACCAGCCGUCUCAACGACUCGUUCAUAGACUACCAGUCCCCCAAAACAGAAGACACUGUACUGUGGCGCUUUGAUACACUGUCCUUAGAAUGGUCGCCCCAGCCGCUCAAAUCGAGCGACGGGAGAGGGGUGCCCAGGCUAUCAAAUGGCGCCAGCGCCGUUGUGGAGGACAGAGGGUUGGCAUUUUACUAUGGUGGGCAAACUGAUAACGGCACGAGUCCGGAUACCCAGAACUCUACCGCGAUAAACUUCUCGAACCAGUUUUAUGUUUUUGAUCUCAAGAAUGGGAGCGCAAGGGCUUUGCCCACAGACCUGGUUGGGGCAGGGAGAGCGGAUGCUCAGAUGAUAUAUAUUCCGGAGAUUGGGAGGAAGGGGAUUUUGGUGUUGUUUGGGGGAUCAAUAAAGCCUAUUGGGGCUGCGGACGAUCAAUUUAGAGGUUUGUUCCGUUGGAAUCAUGUCAUCUUGACGAAGCACACCGACUGACCGACUGAGUGAUAUUAGGAUCCUUGGUGAGUUUCAUGUCUAGUCGGCUGAGAACAAUACCCACACUAAUACGCACAAGUCACCAAUGAGUGAAAUAAGUGUUUUUGACAUUGAAUCUCUAGAUACUGGGGGUAAGGGGUGGUACAACCAGACUGCGACUGGCGAGAUACCCCCAGCGAGGCUGGAUUUCUGUAUUGUCAGUGCUCAAGCGCCGGAUAAGACCAGUUGGAACAUGUAAUCAACCACCGUCCUCCUAUUUCAACCUCCCCUCCUCUAUGUGUGUUGACAUGUCAAUGAUACCAGUUACAUGUACGGUGGUUGGGACGGAUCCAACAAAUAUGACGACGUCUACAUCCUUUCCCUCCCAAGCUUCCAGUGGAUAAACGCGUUUCCCGGCAAUGACGAGCGUGAAGCACACACCUGUCAUAUGGUGGGAAACCGGAUGAUGAUUACCAUCGGCGGGUACAAGGCAAAGCUCGGACUCCCCGGGCCUUGCGAUUGGGAGCCUAACGGGGUGGCACUCUUCAACAUGGUUAAUAUGACGUGGUCAAACAUAUUCAACCCGAGUUCUGAAAAAUAUAACAUUUCUGCCUUAAUUUCUUCUAGAAUUGGUGGGAAGUAUGUAUUUUUUUCUUUUUUCCUGUGCUCCCUCUUUCCUAUAGGAAAACCGAAAAGUACUGACGGGAGAUGCUACAAGCGAAACCGGCGCCGCGACCGUGAAAUCCCCUAGAUCGAAUUGGGCGGGCGGUCUCGAGGCCGUGUUCGCUCGACAACUCCCCGCCAAUUCCACAAACUCCACCCUCUCCCCCCUGCCCUCCCCCUCCUCCGCCCCAACUCCGCUGUCCAAACAAGCCAUAAUCGGCAUAUCCAUCGGUUCCGCCAUACUCCUCCUGUUCGUCACCUUCGCGGCGGUACAGGUAUACAGGAUCCGAAGGGCAGGAGUGAACCGCCUUCGCCUCGAGGAGAUCCACGCAGCGGAGUUGGAGCCCACAACAAGGGUCCCGCUGAGCGCGUUCCAGGAAUUAUUGGGUAAUCUGGGCAAGGGUAGGAAUAGGGCUGCGUUGGAACUGCCCGGGAGCGCGCCUGUGUACACUAGGGAUAGGGACAGUCAUGGAAACCCAUUCGAGUUGUCAGCUAGCGGAGAGUAUGUUGUUGCUCCCCUCUCUAAGAUUCAUGGGGGUAGUGUUUGGGGAGACCAAUGUGCUAACACUGGUACAGAAACGACAGGAACAGUCUUACAGGUAUGCUGGAGGAAGUCGGGAUAGCGGUGCCGGGUCCUGUUUACCGUGGAAGUGUCCGCGUUAGCAGCAGCAGCAGCAGCAGCGGUGGCAGUGGCGGUGGUGAUGGUAGCAGGCAAGGGACCAAUAGGAAUAGCAUGGCAUCCAUGGAAUUCGAUGAGAAGACUGAGAAGAUUGACAUGAACUGGAUUUGACCGAUCCGGGACUGUAUACUCUAUAACGCUAAUUUUUCUUGUAUAUAUUGAUAAAGAGUUUGAGAACACA